Effrenium voratum is the source of this 2295-nucleotide messenger RNA. The record is from the annotation of a GenBank genome assembly. NCBI's taxonomy places the organism in Eukaryota, Dinophyceae, Suessiales, Symbiodiniaceae.
AUGUCAGGAGAGAACUAUGAGGUUUGGGGCAGCUUCAAAUGGGGCCCUUCGAGCGAGUGCCCCGAAGAACUCGCUGGCAAGACCGUGACUUUGAAAUGCGAGGAGGGUGACGUCCAGCUGCCCGCGGUGGCGGCGGCCUUGUCCAACCGGCUCCGAGCCCAGCUGAUGGCACAAGGCUGCGACACACCGCUGGACCUGCCGAUGAGCAAGAUGACCUUGCUGAAGGUCUCGGAGUACAUGAAGCAUCACGAGGAGGCCCCCUGCAGUGAGAUCCGCACGCCCUUGAUGGGCGACAGUUUGCAGGACUGCGGCGCCACCAGGUGGGACUCCAGCUUCGUGAACGUGGACAAGGAGUCCCUCUUCGAGCUGACCGUGGCGGCCUCCUAUCUGGACAUCCCCUCGCUCUGGCUCUUGCUCAGUGCCAAGGCGGCGUUGCUGACCAGCAACAAGAGCGCCGAAAAGCUACGCAAGGAGUUCGGCAUGGCGGGGGACUUCCCGGCCGCCGAGGAGGGGGAGCUGCGGAAGGAGUACGCGGCCCUGCGGCGGCAGACCGGGCAGCUCCCGGACCCCGACCUCUCGCAGCUGGCCGCCAGCUCGGUGGUGCGGAGCUGCGUGCGCCAGGCGGAGCAGAAGAUGAAGAAGCAGUUGACCAACGGCCCAGAGGCGCUGGCGCCCAACAGCUGGCGCCAGGCCAUGUGGCGGGCCGCCAUCCUGGACGACUGGCGCCUCUUGGCCAAGGCCCCGGAACAGAUCAAAGGCGACCGGGACCUGGUGAAGAGCGCCAUCCUCACCUCCCAGGGCGCCGCUCUGCCGCACGCCUCCGCCGAGCUACGGGCGGACGAGGAGGUGGUGCUGGACGCGGUCCGAUACUUCGGCAAGGCCUUCGCGGACGCCGCGCCGGAGCUCCGGAACUCCAAGGACUUCCUUUUGAAAGCUCUCAGUGUGCACGGUGGGGCCUUGGCCGGGGCCCCCGAUGCCCUCCGCAACGACAAGAACUUCUUGCUGGAUGCUGCAAAAGCUGGUAAGGGCGCAGCGAUGCAAGGAGCCAGCGUGGCUUUGCGCGAAGACCGAAACUUUGUGCUGGAGAUGGCGGUGCACGAUGCUGAGGCAUACCACUAUGCGUCAGAGGACCUCCUGAAUGACAAGGACUUUGCCGUGGCAGUGGCGAAGAGGAACGGGAAAGCGCUGAAGUUCAUGCUGCCCAUCUUCCGCGCAGAUCCCGAGGUGGUGCGCGCCGCGGUGAGUCGGGACCCACAGGCGGCGCAGUUCGCCCAUGCGUCCAGGCGCGCGGAGCUUGGAAUGAUCCAGGAGUCCAUCUACGGCGAGGUGCAGCUCAAGGAGGAGCUGGAGAAGCAGCUGAAGGCGGCCCAGGAGGAGGCCGCCUCCGUGACCACUGUGGCCAUUCCCAUGGCCGGGGGGCCGCGCCAGCUGCCGGCCCAGGUCAAGGCGCCGACGCAGACCUACAUGAAGCUCACCAAGAUGGUCCACUUCACCGCCUCCAGCACCAUGUCGGCCAACAUGGGCCAGGCCAACUACGUGGCCUCCAACGGCUACCUCGACAAGAUACCCCAGUUCGAGCGCCCGGAGCUGGACACAGUGGCGCUGAUGUGGGGCGCGGUGGGCGGCAUCGGCAUGCGUUGGAAGGCCUUCGCCUCCGAGGACUUCCUGAACGACGUGCCGGACGCGCUGCUCACCAUCGCGGAGUGCGGCAAGGUGCUCUGUGUCGCGUGCUGCACCUGGUCCGGGCCGGAGUGGUACUGCGCCCAGAAGUAUGACCAGGAGACGCGGAAGCUGGUCGUGGCGCAGACGGCCGGGAAGAUUCAGUUGGAGGAGCCCAGCUAUUCUGCGGAGGUGGCGGACGCCGAUCGCCAGGCCUUGGAGAACUUGACCGUGGUGGACCGCCGCCCGUUGCCGCAGAACGGGGUUUCCAGCAAGGCGCCGAACGGCACCGCGCCGCUGGGGAAUUGGCCGACUUUGUGUUUGGCCGAGGGUGCCCACGUCCGCCUGGUGAACCUCCGCGCCAAGAACGGCAUGGAGGGCAUCCUGGUGCACCGCUGCGAGGACGGCCGGUGGAAGGUUCGGCUGGAUGAUGGCACCACCGCGCUGCUGCGGCCCAACAACUUCGAGCUACUCGAGAAGCCACUGGCCGGAGCCAACGCCCCCGCCCCGGCGGGGGAGGGCCAUGCCUUUGCAGAGGCGGCGGCAGAGCGGCAGUACAAGAUCGAGGAGAAGCGGGCCAAGCUGAAGGAGAAGAUUGCCGCGAAGCGCCAGGCCAUUUUCUCUGCCGCGGCCUGA